GAAACAAAUUUAAUUCCGUUCCGGUAAACACAACAUUUUUAAAGAUGUAUGGCCUAACUCCAUCAAAACUAAAGGAUAACAAUCAGCGCUUUCGACUUCGUGAUAUUGAUAAUGAACAAAUCAUGUCAACUUUUGGAAAUAUUGGACACUCGUUAUGCAUAGCUGUUGAGAGGUUUAUCACAAUUGGAGAAAUAAUUGCAGAAGAAAAUGUUGAUAUUAAGGGAGAUAUGUAUGAAGCCGCUAAAGAAGCUAGAGAUGCUGGCAAAUCUAUUGAACGGCUAUGUGAUAUUUCGCCCAUAACUGGUAUGGAACUUCGCCAUCAAAUAGAGCCAUUGAAAGACUAUGGUGCCAUUAUAUUAGCCGCACGUUCUCUUCUUUCAUCAGUAACGAGAAUACUGUUGCUGGUAGACAUUAUAGUGGUAAAAAAAUUGUUAACAGCUAAAAAGCGAGCCUCUGAAAGUUUAGAAAAAUUGGAGUCUGUUAUGAACUUCACAGAAUUUGUAAGAGCUUUCUCCGUUUUUGGAACGGAAAUGAUUGAACUAGCUUAUCUCACCGGGCACCAUCGGGGGUCAUUUAAAGAGGAAAGACGACGGGCCCAAAUGUUCUCUGCCCGACAAAUACUAGAAAAAUCGAUUUCUAUACUUUUGACAUCAUCUAAAAAUAGUUUGAUACAUAGUGAUUGUGUGAUUGUGAAAGAGAACCGAGACACGGUUUUUUGUCAGAUAAGACGAGCGAUGGAUCUCAUACAUUUCGUAGUAAAAGAUAGUAUCUUUGAUUCUUCAAAGCAUAUGCCCUUCGAUAAGCCACGGAAUAAUCCAAAUUAUGAGAAUGAAAGCAUCUAUACUACAAUAAAACGAAUUAUAAACCUUAUUCAGAACUAUAAAGUAAAAAAUAAUCAAUUCCAAAUGAAUAAUGAAGGCAACAACAAUUCUGAUGCUUACUAUAACCUAUUUGACGACGAGCUUUGGAAAAGUGAUAACUAUUAUGAAGACAAGAAUUUAGCCCCAAUUGUCGGUGGCCGUUUAACUAACAAUACGAAUUACAGAAAAUAUUCCGGCUAUGAGGGCAUGGACCUGAGGGAAGAGCUUUCAUUAGCAUUUGACAAACUAUUCGAGAAGGUUCAUGAUUUUACAGACUCACCGUACAUAAGUCAUGAGCACCGGAAAAAUAUACUCACCAAUUGCGAUAACUGCAAGAUCGAGUUCAGUAUGUAUAUAAAUAAUUUAAUAAAGGAUCAGCAUGAAAACGUUGGAGCUGGAAUGCAGGCGAAGGAGAGUGACGCCGAAAUCGGAAUGUUGAGUUGCUUGGAGGAACUGUGUAAACAGCUUGUGAUCUCAGUGUCCAGCCAAGUGGCAGACUUUAAUGAAUCUCUGAAAUUAUGCACAAAACUUGUGAAAUCCUUUCACGUCCUGGCAACGACGCACGACCUUGAUAAUCUAAAUCAGCAAUCAACUAAGUUUCACGAUUGUUGUGACCACAUUUUCGACAUCUGCAAACUAUUACAACAUAUUGCACCUACGGAAAGACUGCAAGUGCAAGCGAAAUGCUUAGCCAUUAACUUAAGAAUAUACGGUCCACAGGUGUUUAUCGCUGCGAAAAUACUUUGGAAAUACACAAACAGCAGCGCAGCAAAUGAAAAUUUUGAAUCAUUCUCUGAAAUGUGGAAGUGGUUGACGGCCGAGAUAUCUAUGAUUGCGAAAAAGAUUUUUGUAUCAGUCAACACCCCCAAAACUGAACGAGAAAAUCAAAUUGAAAAAUGUGAAUCAACAAUAAAAGCCUCAAAAUCCUACGUACCUGGAACAGAAGAAGGAGAGUUGGGGGAGUAUUCUGGCAUAGACAGUAAAAACAAUGGAGACAGCACAUAUCAAUCUAAAUGGAGUGAAGACUUAUCGGAUGACAACGAUAUAUUGAAACGAGCCAAAAACAUGUCAGCAAUGGCGUUUCUAAUGUAUCAGUUCACCAAAGGAAGCGGUACCUUAAGGACAACACAGGAUCUGUUUACACAAGCGGAAUAUUUUGCCGAGGAAGCAAAUCGACUUUACAAAGUUCUCCGGCAUUUUUCAUACCAAGUACCAGCAAGUGACAACAAAAAGGAUCUCCUGGGUAUAUUAGACAGAGUACCGACAUUUGUCCAAGCACUCCAAUUCACUGUGAAAGAUCAUACAGUUGGGAAAGCCGCCACUUUUGUUAAGGUCGAUCAUGUCAUUCGGGAAACAAAAAACCUCAUGAACGUAAUAAAUAAAGUAGUUUCUAAGUGCUUUGAGUGUGCAAACAAGUACAAAUUAAAUUUAACAGGUAUCACCGGUGGACUUACAUCUGGUUCGGUUCGGGGAGAUGAUAACGUCGCUGGUGGAAUGUGUGACUCCAAGGGCACGACGAGUAGCAGUGAGGGGAGUAUGUGACAUUACGGGAUGGCUCGAAGAGCCAAGGGUGAUGCAAGGCGUACAAGAGUAUCAUUUUUAUUAUUCUGAUUCUAUAUGUUUUUUGGUUUUGUGUGUGUACCAAUAAUCAGACUUAAUCUUUGUAACAUGACAUUUUGUGUAAAAAGUAUUUUAUUAAAUUGUAAGAACCUUAAAAAUAU
This is a messenger RNA of Scaptodrosophila lebanonensis, 2581 nucleotides long. It is a transcript of the gene alpha-Catr, whose product is annotated as alpha-catulin. The record is from RefSeq and is a predicted model, not a curated record. The transcript is spliced from 6 exons. NCBI's taxonomy places the organism in Eukaryota, Metazoa, Arthropoda, Insecta, Diptera, Drosophilidae. Gene Ontology annotation, molecular function: actin filament binding. Gene Ontology annotation, biological process: cell adhesion; Rho protein signal transduction. The coding region runs from base 45 to 2402 and encodes 785 amino acids.